CACGGAUGGCUGCUUCAGCAACCUGCGUUUGUUCAGCACAGGAUUUGCGAAGCUGCUUGCUCUGAGGGAAGAUGCUGUUCCAACUUUGUGUGGCCCUAUGGGUGAAGAUGUCGCUCGACAUGACUCCAGUGCCCCAUAUAGCCCCUUCCAGCACGUCGGAUGUCAGACCGACUCUCCUCAGCUUAUUUCGGCGGGAACCCAGACAAGUAACACCGUGGGAAUGCAUUCUGUGGGAGUACAAAGUGCGCCAUUGAAGACGACUUCAGUCGGCACACAGUUGUCCAUGGGAUCGCUGAAAACGGCACACAUGAGAAGCAAAGGUAUCCAGACAAAGCUGCCUCUUCUCAGUGUAGGCACUGGAAUAAUUUCUGGUAUAGACUCACCACUGGCGUCUACACCAAUAAAGGGCCCAGGCUGUCGACCUAGCAAGAGACCACGGCUUGAGUUGGAGGACGAGGAGGAGAGCGACUCCUCAAAUGAAUUUCAUAAGGAGCCUCUGGACUCGACUUACAACCCUGGAGAUUCUGUACUUACAGAGGAAUCUGACAUCUCGUUUGAGACACAGUCCACACAUGAUGAGGAAAAGUAUAUUGUUUUUGAAAGCUGCCUCAAACAGCUGUUUGAAAACUGUCCAGUGUGUAAGAAGGGCUGUAAUCUCCAACGACGAAGGAUGGGAACCUAUGUGGCUUUCACUCAGCGAUGUCCACACUGCAGUUACUUCAGAGAGUGGGAGAGUCAGCCCAUGGUUGGAAGUACCCCUGUCGGCAACCUACAACUUUCUGCGGCUACCUACUUUACAGGGACCUCCUUCAUCCAACUGGAAAAGCUGUGCAAGGCCAUGCAACUCCAGAUAUUUCAGUAUGACACCUUCAGAAGGCAUGCAAGGAAUUACAUGGAACCGGCUAUUGUUCAUAAGUGGAAGAUGGAUCAGCAGAGUCAUUUCCAGCAUCAAUUGCACCUUGGUGGGGUGGUUGCAGUAGGAGGAGACAUGAGGGCUGAUUCUCCAGGGCACUCCGCAAAGUUUGGCAGCUACACUCUAAUGAAUCUGGAGAGCAACACCAUUAUGGACAUCCAACUUGUUCAGAGCAAUGAAGUAGAUGGCAGCUAUCAUAUGGAGAAGGAAGGACUGAAAAGAUGCCUAGAUCAUCUGGAGUCGUAUGGAUUGAAGGUGGAUUACAUUGUGACAGACCGUCAUCCACAGAUCCAGAAAUUUCUGAGGGAACGCAGCGUAACUCAGUUCUAUGACGUUUGGCACUUUGAGAAAGGUUUGUCCAAGAAACUUGAGAAAGCUUCGCACAAUGAAGACUGUGAUGUUCUGAAGAAGUGGCUACAGAGCAUCAAAAACCAUGUCUACUGGUGUGCCACGUCAUCAAGCACUGGACCAGAAAAGGUGGCAAAAUGGACAUCACUGCUAAACCACCUACAAAAUGUUCAUGUUCAUGAAGACCCCCUUUUCCCCAAAUGUCUGCAUCCCGACCACGUCUCAAGGGACCCUAGCAAAUGGUUACAACCUGGAUCAGUUGCACUUCACAAAGCUGAGAAAAUACUGCUCAACAAGAGAGUCCUGAAGGAUGUAGAGAAACUCAGCCACCAUCACCAGACCUCAUCACUAGAGUCCUUCCACAGCCUGAUACUACGUUUUGCACCAAAGAAUGUAGUUUUCCCCUUCAUGGGAAUGUUGUGCAGGUUGUAUCUAGCAGCAAUGCACCACAAUGAAAAUGCUAUGCGGGAGCAAGCCACAACAUCUACAGGACAGGCUGUUUUCAAGGUUGUUUUUCCAAAGGCGAAGAGGGGGGAAGGCAUUGUGAAGCCCGUGAAAACUAAUCCAACCUUCAACUAUGUACGUGAACUCAUGAGGCUGCUCAUGCAGGAAGUUUUUGAGGACCCUACAUCUUUUGCAGAGGAAUUGAAGACCAUCCCCAUCCCUCCAGACCUCUCAGCAGAAUUCCCGAAAACUCCAAAGGCUGAGCUGGUUGCCCGUCACGUCUCCCGCUUCAAUCAAUAGGUGGUCUGAAGCCUAUGUAAUCACCAGACGGGAACUGCUGCCGUAUCCGCUGCACCACACAUGACGGGAUGAUGACCCGACGACUAGGUCCUAAGUAGCCCCAGCACCAGCUUACAAAGCUGCGAUAGGCAAGAUGCCUCAAACGCCUGAAGGGACAAGGCACAGUUCUCUGUUCAACUGUUUUCAAAUGAAGAGUUUGGUUCCAAAACGCUACAUCGACCAUUUUAAAGAACUUUGAUAAAUAAUAUUUUUUUUUUUACAAUUUGUUUUGCAAGUAAU
This is a messenger RNA of Alosa sapidissima (American shad), 2284 nucleotides long. RefSeq lists its product as uncharacterized. The coding region runs from base 98 to 2005 and encodes 635 amino acids. The transcript has 11 exons. Lineage: Eukaryota; Metazoa; Chordata; Actinopteri; Clupeiformes; Clupeidae. The record is from RefSeq and is a predicted model, not a curated record.